AUGGAAGUGACUCGUUCAGCUACUCAAGCAGCAAAGCAGAUUGCUGGAACAGUCUCAUCUACUACAGCAAGAAAGCCAGUCUCAAGAACUACUAAUGAUAAUGAACCAGAAAGAAAGGCACCAAAUAAAGGAAGAUCUGCCAAGACAAUAGAGACAAAACCUGAGAAGGGUAUUUCUUGCAAAAUUGAUAGUGAAGAAAAUACUUUGGAUUCACAAACUAGUAUGAUAAAUGGAAUAGAUUCAGAUGGAGUCUCAUCAAAAAUGGAAAACUUACCUAAGGCCAAUACUGCAAAAAUGAAAGGGAAGAAUUCCUUUGCACCUAAAGAUUUUAUGUUUCAGCCACUGGAUGGUCUGAAGACCUAUCAAGUAACACCCAUGACUCCCAGAAGUGCCAAUGCUUUCUUGACACCCAGUUACAACUGGACCCCCUUGAAAACAGAAGAUGAUAAGACUCAAGAAGCAACAAAAGAAAUUUUGGCACUAAAAUGUAAAAUUUACGCUACCAAGAUAGUACAGCAAGAUUCAAAUAAAUUACAAAGUCCUUUGAGUUCUCUGACAGUUUGGAAUGAAGAACAUGUCUUAAAUCAUAGUGAAGCUACAACUAAAAAUUCAAAUGUCAUUCCAAUAAAAGAGGUCUCAUCACUUGAAAUAAAUGAAGGACAGAUAUCUCAGCCACAACAUGAUGUGCCAUAUUUCAGAAAUAUCCUCCAGUCAGAAACUGCAAAAUUAACUUCACAUUGCCUUGAGUGGGACAAGAAGCUUGAAUUGGACAUUCCAGAUGAUGCUAAAGAUCUUAUUCGCACAGCAGUUGGUCAAACAAGACUCCUUAUGAAGGGAAGUUUCAAACAAUUUGAAGGACUAGUGAAUGAUUGUGAAUAUAAACGAGGUGAAAAGGAAACUACCUGUACAGAUCUGGAUGGAUUUUGGGAUAUGAUUAGUUUUCAGAUAGAAAAUGUAAACCAGAAAUUCGACAAUCUGACCAAACUUGAGGAAUCUGGGUGGCAAAACAAUAAUUAUACAAGCAAAAAAGUCUUCCGGAAAAAAAUUGUCUCAGGUAUAGCAAGUAAACCAAAACAGGAUGAUAGUGGAAGAAUUGCUGCUAGAAAUCACCUAGCUGCCAUAAAAAAUGCAAUGAGAGAGAAAAUUAAACAGGAAGAACAUGCUGAGGCAGCAGCCUCUGUAAUACCAAAGGAAGUUGAUAAAAUAGUAUUUGAUGCUGGAUUUUUCAGAGUUGAAAGUCCCAUUAAAUCAUUCUCAGGACUUUCUAUCUCUUCUCAACGUCCUUCUCAAAGACUUAAAACACCUAAGUCUAUCAGCAAAGCUGUGUCUCAAAACAAUGAUGCCAUGGGCCUCAUAAGACAAAUUACAUCAUCAGAGUAUCCUGAUCCUCAAAAUAUCAAAAAUGAAUGUGAUGAUAAGAAGGCUUUGUUUUCAAAUAUUCCUGAAAGGAGGAACAGCAUAGUAGAAGAUGCUCAGUAUCCUGGAUUACAAGAUUUAAUUGAAGUGAACCAUGAUGAAAAUAAGAUAAACUUUGAGAUGGUUUAUUUAUCCAGUGAAAGACUGAGUUUGCCUCUUCUUGCUGGUGGAGUAUCAGAUGAUAUUAAUACUAACAAAAAAGAAGAAAUUUCAGAUGUUGUGGAGGGAAUGGAACUAAAUUCUUCAAUUACAUCAAAUGAUGUUUUAAUGAGUAGCCCUGAAAAAAAUAUAUUGUCACAAAAUAAUGUCUCACAAGAAGAAGAAACUAAGAUUUCUCAGUCAGUACUAUUUAAUAAUGAAAGUCUUACUACUGAUUGCCACCUUCUUGAUUCACCAGGCCUAAACUGCAGUAAUCCAUUCACCCAGCUGGAGGGCAGAUAUCAAGAACAUUCCAGACACAUUUCCUUUGGUUGUAACCUGAUUACCUUUUCACCUCUAAGCCCUCCCUGUGGAAAACAACCAGAAGAAUUUUGAAUUUAAAAAUAAAUCCAAACAUCUUUCUUCAUAUUAUUGAUGCUGUGAUAUAUUCUUAGACUAUUGAAAAUUUGGAGAAUAUGUGUUCGUGUUCACUUCAAUUCAAUUCACUUAUAUAGUAUAUAAUGUUUUUAAUAUUCAGUGUUCAUCAAAGUAUCUUUUAGAUUAUGAUACUCUUUCUCAAGGGAAGUGGGGAUAUUUUGUACAUUAACCAUGAAGAAUAAAAAAUGUAUCGUG
Molecule: messenger RNA, 2187 nt
Organism: Microcebus murinus (gray mouse lemur)
Lineage: Eukaryota; Metazoa; Chordata; Mammalia; Primates; Cheirogaleidae
Source: RefSeq, a predicted model, not a curated record